GCCAUGUAGAAACUGAGCGUUUGUAAAUAUUAUUGUUAUCGAGAAUGUGUCAGUGGAAGAAAAUUAGUGUACUGUUUGUGUAUUGUGAAUGUCAGUCCGUAUAAUGGAUUCUAUGGAGUCUGUUGUGAUGUAAAUCCUGAAUAGUUGUAUUGCCUUGCAGUAACGAGGAAUUUGACAAAAUUCAUAACCUUCGGUGACAUUUGCGCUGUAGCUCCUCACUACAUGUUUCGAUGGAUGCAAUGUGCGAGGAAAUAGACGCUCUUAUUUCCGAAAACAACGCAUUGGUUUCUCAAACAAAAUCUGUAUUGAGAAAACAUUUCCAAAGAUGAAACACAGUGCCAUGGAUGUUGCUGCUGCAGGCAGAUGACCUCAAUACGAGGUCACCGAGAUUGCACCCAUUGGAAUGGAAGAACGGCAGCCUAUGACACCCACCACUCUGCUUGCAGCAACACAUCAAGGUGCUGUUGAUGCCACACGCACUCACAGGGAGAUCAAUGCUUAUGCCAAGUUAGAUCAAAUAUUGGAAUCUAUUAAUCUGAAUAAGGAUGAUGAUGUGAGGCCUGAAUAGACCACUCACACAGAUGGGGAUGUUACUACCAAGCUGGGAAAAAUAUAGCCAUGUUAUUACUGAACAGCAGGAAAUAAACUUGAAAUUAAAUGGUUUCCUAUGUUUGCUGGACAGAUUAAAGGUCCACGAGAGAACCCAGAAUAAGAAAGAAGUAACUAAAGAAUACCUUGACUUAAAGUUAGGGGUGAUGUGCAAUAUCUUGUGGCUAUGCUGGACAUACAACAAAUUUUACGAACUGUAUGAUUCUGUUCUUUUGACCAAAAUUGAUGAAAAUUUGAAGAUGGUAUUGUUGUCUAGCAUAGGGAUGCUUGGUGAGAUUAAAGUAUGGCCUGACGCUUUAAAUGGAAUAAAUACAUUUAUUAUCAGUUACAUGGAACUUGUUCUGGAGAAAAUAUUGUCAUUACCAGUCAUUCAUGCCAGGAAGGUACUGCAACUGUGCAUACUAAGUGUUUUGUAUAUUUUGAAAUUUGAUCCAGGAGAUGAUCUAUUAGAAAAAUGCAUUAAUUUGGUUACUACUUCAUGGAACAUAUCAAAAAAACUUUCAGAAAAAGCUCAUUGUUCAUUGGGGUCUGAUCCCAAGGAGACAAAGGUAAUUGGGACCGAUGACAAGAAGAAACUACCUAUUUCACAAUUUGAUUUUCUCCAGUGUGCUGCUCAUCACCAGAGUUUCUGUACAGUUUUAAGUGAGACCUUACAAGUCCUACGGAACUUGUGUUGCACUAAACUGAAAAACAGAGAGAAUGCUGUGGCCUUCUUAACAUUGCCUGUUGAAAAUAUGACUUAUUUCCACUACAUCAAUUUAUAUGUAAGAGCAUUUGCAUUUAUCUGCCAGGCAGAACUGAAGCAGAGUUCAGUUCAGUUAUGGGCCAUUACCCAGUUGAAUUUAGAUGAUUGCCAGAAAGCGGCAGUUCACAUCCUGCAUGGCUACUACUUACAGAACAGUGGAUUUUACUCAUCUGCCCAUAAGCAAUAUGUCAAAUCAAUAGAAAGUACCUGGAUGAUGAUAGCUCUUCAACUUCUCUGUUCUAAUUACAGUUUUCUCAUAACAGAAAUUAAAGACAAGAUUGGAAGCAGCCCCUCAGGAUUCUUAGAUUGUUACAUUCAACUGUUAAAAACAUCAAAAAGUGCUUUGCGUGGAAGUUGGAUAAGUUCAACGAAACAUAAUGUGAACUUUGAAUUCACAGUUAUCAGUUAUUUGUAUGCAGAUCCGAAGUUUUCAGAGUAUUCCCUACAGUAUGAUUUGGCCAGGGCCUACACAAAGUGUCAGAAUUAUCUGUCUGCAUCGGAAGAGUACAUGUCAUUGCUUGGAAGUAUCUUGACAAAGGAUUAUAAUGCCAGUGGACUCUCACAGAAACAAGAUAUUUUUACAAAUAUUCGUUUGAUCAUCCAUGAUGCAAUAUUAGUGCAUAUUAAGAGUUCACAGUUGGAGACUGCCCUCUUAUUAUGCAGGCUGUGCACAGAUCAGAAAUCGGUCCCUGCCACAAGAGUAGAAUCUGCAGAAGCUUUUAUAUUGCAUAUGAAAGAUGAUGUCAUUGCAAUGAUGCUGACUGCUGAAGUCUACAUGGUUAUGGGGAAAACUAAUGAAGCGAAGGACAUCUUGAUGAGGUCCAUGGAGGCUGUAGUUGGAUGCAUACUGAAUCUAACGAGCAGUAGAGAUGCAGAUUGUUAUAAACUGAAAGCAACUGAACUUCUUAAUGGAUUAUUAGCAAAAGUUUAUCUACAGAUUGCUGAAUGUUAUUUACAAAAUCAUUUGAUGAUAGAAGCUUCUUGUUUUCUACAGCGAUCACUGGAAAUAAAACCAGGGCAUCCAGAGGCUGUUAUGCUGUAUCAAAAAAUGCAAACUGGAUCUGUGGGUCAUGUUUCCCACCCAGUGAGUGGUUCAGAGGAAAGCAUGAAUCUUCUGCCAGAAGACUGCAAGAGUACAGCUUUAAUGUAUCUUCUCAAAGGAAAGCAUUACUCAAAAAUUUUUUGAAGUUAUGAUUCUUGGUACAGGACAUUUUUAUCACCAUCUUUCAGUACCCUGAGUAAACAUGUCAUUAUUUUGAAUGUCCUGAAAUUUCUUGUCUGUAAUUGUAAUCUGACAAAAAUGAAUGAAAAAACCGAAAUUUGCCUGCUCAUAUAGAGACUUGAGUUUAUUGCAGGACUAUGAAAUUGUAUCAAGGCUAUAGAGUGAUACAGACUGAAUUAUGUACUGCAUGAAAUACAGAUAAUGCUCAGAUUUUAAAGUAUAUCCUAAAUAUGCAUGUGUAAGUUAUGGGCAAUGUCCAUUUUGAAGACUACAAUUUUUAAAUGUGUGUCACAUAUGAAAUUAUGAAGUCUUGUACUGUGACCCUGUGUUAUGAGUAAGUUGUAUCAAAUUAGAGUUGUAUGACUCAGUUGUGCCUGUAAUUGGAAAGAUUUGUCUCCAGCAGAGUCCAGACCUUCCUUGUGCUGACAUUAGGAUAUGUAUUGUGUAUUUUUUACAAUUUUUGAAAGUUUAGGUGUUCUGUGUAUGGCUUAAUUCACACAAAAUGAAAAAUUGUGACCUACAUUUGGGUAUUCCACAAAAUUUGGCAAUAUUAUCUUGUUUUGUAUUGUACAGGAUGGGAGGAGUCAGGCUGAAGAGCAGACUGUUCAGUAAUUAUCUAUGUGCAUCUCAUUUUUAGGGGUGCAUAGGGUGCACCUGGGAAAGACACCAACAGUUGGGCAGGAGCCAUUAUGGCUAAAUGAUCAAGAGGGUGCAGAAAAACGUGUUGUUAGGUCGGGAGCUGGUUGCAGAGAAAGCGAGCCCAGCUGGGCCCAGCACUCCGCUCCCAUCUACUAAGUCCUCACUUGAUCAUUCUCCCACACUCCCAUUAGUUGAGGACUGUAGGCAAACGAAUGCUAGGUAUGUGUUUAUCAGCAGUCCUUCACAGUGACAACUCUUGUCAGGCCAGAAAUAAGGCUGGUACUGAGCAACAAACCGUGGGAGUGGUCUCCCACAAGAUAACAACUUUUGAGCGGAAAGAAACAAAAAUCCUCCCAAUCCAAGAAUGUUUAUAAUAAACUAUCUCCAGUUCUUGACACAUACACGUUAUUGCUAUAGGCCACUAUUUUACAAUCACAUGUCCUUAGUUUCCCAAACUAGCCCUUUACAUUUGACCGCUAAUAUGGUAUUGUAGUUGUGAAAGAAGGAAUUUGUAUUACCACUUGGGCUUUAUUAGUAUUUUACAUUUUAACUCAUCACUUUCAGUAUUUUAUAAAUUGUAUUUGUGAAAGAGGGAAUUUAUAGCAUCACUCUGGUUUUAUCAAUGUGCUGCAUUUUAAUUGUCUGCUUUCAGUAUUUUUGUAAAUGUGACUAUUUUUUUAAUUAGUUUAGCACAUGUGCAGCCCCCCACCCCAUCAUUCACACCCUCUAUAGUAUUGGUUUUGUCUGUAUCACCUCUGACGCUAUCUGUAAAGAUGUUCUCCAUUUAAUAGCAGUCUGUACUGACUUGCUUGCUGCUCAGUGACCUUCCUGCUUGUGGUGUGGCAAACCACUUCUUGUUUACUGGGUUCAUACUUUAAUAUUGUCUCAGUGCAUUACUAGUUUACAGCUUGGCUUGGCCCAUCUAGUUUUUAUCCACAUUUCAUUUUUAUAGGUUCUGGUACUCCCUUUGCUUUAAAUAAGGGUAGCUUUUAGAGCGCAAUUUGUUUGAAACAUGAUAUGAAUGCUGUGUAGUGGCUCUAAGGCAGUGACCUAUUAACAAGAAUCUUUGUGAGUAUCCUUCAAGCACAGCUCUAUAAUACUACUUUUCAUUAUCGUUUUGUUCUUUGCACCAUUGUUAAGGAUUCCUUGUAAAAGAAUUUUUUCUUAUUAUGUGUACCGAUCAUCUGAGGAUGUGUCUUCUAGUGGCGCAAAACCAUCCAUAACUUUUUAUUAAAAGUAUUAUACAGCCAAUGUGAAUUAUUUCUUUGAAAAUGUGGAAGUUUGGCUGUGGUUGCCUGCAGUUUAAAAUAACAAGUUUCAGUUUCGUUGUUACAAUUUCUUUGGGAUUUAGUUAGUGAUUUAGUGAAAGGAUACCACAAAGCAGUAUCCAUUAUCACUGCACAGUUUAGCUAAUUGAUGCCAUUUUUGUGUCUCUUUUGUUUCAAAUAGUGGCUGAAUAUAAUUCAUCCCCGUAAGUGUAUUAGAGAUUCAUCGAUACUUUGUAUUUUGGCAGGAUCAUAAUAUUUAUUUCAUAAAAGUUUUGUUCAGUUCAUUGAUGAUGAAUUGAAAUUUUGUAAGAUGAUCCAUAGCAGGAGUGGCCAAGCUGUGACCCGCGGGACACUAAUUUUUGUCCCAUGGAUAUGUUUCAAAUGAAAGAAAAAUUUCACAUCAAACCUCCAAAAGAGCAUUCCAUCAAGUAUCUUUCAUACAAUAUCCAAUUACAAUAGGAAUAUCUCAGUUCAUUGGUUCAGCUAUCAUUAAAUUUUCGUCUAUACUCCUGUAUGAAAAAAAUCACUGUAUUGGAUUUAUUUUGAAAAGCCCGCGUGCCAUCUUGAAGAAAAUACAGUUUGCCUUGGCAAUAUGCAACCAACAAUCAGCAGGAGUAUGGACUGCGCAACCGGAUACAUUUGUUGCACUGCGUGAGUGAGACGAGUGGCAGGCAUAUACAAUAUAUUCCUUAUUUAAUUUUACUGCAAUCUCAAAAAACUACCGGCCAUAAAGUUACAGCCCUUCAUGUGUGUAUGUGGUGCACAUUUGAUCGCAAUAGACCUAUAUCAUCACUUCAGCAAAGUAAAGCCAGCUUUUAUCAUUUUACAAUUAAUCUGUGAUGUUGUCUUUAAUUUUAGUAGGCUUGCAUUUAUUUUAUGUAUUCAGUUAUGGUGAGUAGGUACACCAAUCGACAUUAGCAAUGAUUUCUGCCUCCGUACCUUCUUUUAAUUUUAGUAGGACAAAAUAAAAUAAAAGUGCAACUUCAUCCAUC
This is a messenger RNA of Schistocerca serialis cubense, 5475 nucleotides long. RefSeq lists its product as uncharacterized. Bases 582 to 2540 code for a protein of 652 amino acids. Gene Ontology annotation, molecular function: protein binding. The record is from RefSeq and is a predicted model, not a curated record. Lineage: Eukaryota; Metazoa; Arthropoda; Insecta; Orthoptera; Acrididae. The transcript is spliced from 10 exons.